AUGCCCACUGCUCCCACCAUCUCCAGACCCCUCGAGCCCAGUCCUUCGACCGUGCGGAGUCCAUCUCGUUCUCGAUCCUUCGGCUCGACAUCCCAACCUAGAAUCCCGGCAGGGGCAUGGGACAGCCAUAUGCACAUCAUCGAUACGAUCCGGUAUGCGCUCCCCGAGAAUGCCAAACCAGUCUCUCAUCAGGCCACAGUGCGCCAGGCCCUCGCCAACGCGGAGCACCUGGCAUUGCCCAACAUGGUCCUUGUCCAGUUGUCCAACUACGGCAACGACAACAGCUGGGUGCUCGAUGUUCUCGGCGAACUGGGGCCCGCCCGGAGCCGAGGUGUUGUCGUAUUCGACCCUGACACGAUUGACUCACGCACUCUUCUCCAGUGGCAUCAGCUGGGCGUUCGAGGCGUUCGGCUCAACCUGAAAUCUUCCAACUCCGUUCUGUCGAAAGCAGAGAUUCAGGCCACACUACGCAAGUACGCCGACAAGCUGCGACCCAUGAAGACAUGGUCGAUCGGGUUGUACGCCGACAUGGACGUUCUAGAUCACGUUCAGCCACUGAUCCCCGAACUCCAGGUCAAGGUGGUCCUGGAGCACUUUGGCUCUCCAACUCGCCUCCCGCUGAACCCGGCUGACCAGCCUGGAUGGGAAGCGCUUAGGACUAUGAUGGAGGACCCUCGCGUUUACGUCAAGAUAUCAGCACCGUAUCUUUUCUCAAAAGAUACGGAAUUCGCCGACUUGGAGACGCUAGCAAAGGCGCUGUUCGGGAUGCGAAACGGGGAUGGCGUCGUGUUUGGUUCUGACUGGCCGCACACCAUGUCACCGGGCUACGAUGCGGCGCGUUUCAGGGACAAAGUGGUGGAGUGGUGUGGAAACGAUCAAGUACUUCUGGAGAAGCUAUUUCUACGGAAUGCCCAGAAUCUAUGGGACGUUGAAUAG
Clonostachys rhizophaga is the source of this 936-nucleotide messenger RNA. The record is from the annotation of a GenBank genome assembly. NCBI's taxonomy places the organism in Eukaryota, Fungi, Ascomycota, Sordariomycetes, Hypocreales, Bionectriaceae.